Penicillium vulpinum is the source of this 327-nucleotide messenger RNA. RefSeq names its product U6 snRNA-associated Sm-like protein LSm8. Gene Ontology annotation, biological process: mRNA splicing, via spliceosome. Gene Ontology annotation, cellular component: precatalytic spliceosome; U4/U6 x U5 tri-snRNP complex; U6 snRNP. The record is from RefSeq and is a predicted model, not a curated record. The transcript has 2 exons. Bases 1 to 327 code for a protein of 108 amino acids. Gene Ontology annotation, molecular function: RNA binding. Lineage: Eukaryota; Fungi; Ascomycota; Eurotiomycetes; Eurotiales; Aspergillaceae.
AUGUCUCUCCACUUUUACGUCAAUAACCAUGUACUGACCAACCUCGAUCGAACAGAAAAAGUCCUCAUCCUCACAGUUGACGGCCGCACACUGAUCGGCGAUCUUCUGUCGACCGACCAAACGACCAAUCUUGUCCUCGCUAAUACCGUUGAACGCAUCAUCCGCACUCCAGACGACGACGAGCCAUCUACCGAAAUUGAACAUGGUCUGUACCUGAUCCGCGGCGACAAUGUCGUGGUGUGCGGCGAAAUAGACGAAAAAAUGGACGCAGACAUCGACUGGACCAAGGUGAAGGGCGAUGUAAUCCGAGACACGAAGAAUGCAUGA